Molecule: messenger RNA, 2637 nt
Organism: Closterium sp. NIES-65
Lineage: Eukaryota; Viridiplantae; Streptophyta; Zygnematophyceae; Desmidiales; Closteriaceae
Source: the annotation of a GenBank genome assembly
AUGCCUUCCGCCCGUCGCCCUCCCUUUCGCCCAUCGCCCUCUCUUCCGCCCGUCGCCCUCCCUUCCGCCCGUCACCCUUCCUUCGUCUCGUCGCCCUCCCUUCGUCUCGUCGCCCUCCCUCCCUCCCAUUGCCCUCCCAACCACCCGCCGCCCUACCUUCCCCUCGUUGCACUCCCUUCCGUCCGUUGGCCCCUUUGCCUCGUCGCGCUCCCUGCUGCUCAUCGCCCUCUCUCCCGCUCAUCCACUCUCAAUCCCCGUAUCUCUCUCCCCUCAUCGCCCUGGCAUCCCCGUCACUGUCGCCAUCCCUCCCUUCUCCCUUCCCAACUCUGUUUCCCCUGGGUUUCCCGUGCUGCUUCCCCCCAUCCCCUUCCCUGCUUCCCCGUGUCCCCUUCCCUGCUUCGCCCCAUCCCCUUCCCUGCUUCCCCAUGUCCCUUUCCCUGCUUUCCCCCAUCCCCUUCCCUUCUUUCCCAUGUCCCUUUCCUUGCUUCCCCCCAUCCCCUUCCCUUCUUCCCCCCAUCCUUUUGCCUGCUUCCCCGUGUCCCCUUUCCUGCUUCCCCUUGUCCCCUUCCCUGCUUCCCACCCUUCCCUGCUCUCCCAUGUCCCUUUCCCUGCUUCCCCCCAUCCCCUUCCCUUCUUCCCCACAUCCCUUUAUAUGCUUCCCCCCAUCCUGUUCCCUGCUUCCCCCCAUCCCCUUCCUUGCUUCCCCGUGUCCCCAUCCCUGCUUCCCCGUGUCCCCUUCCCUGCUUCCUCGUGUCCCCUUCCCUGCUUCCCCGUGUCCCCUUCCCUGCUUCCCCGUGUCCCCUUCCCUGCUUCCCCGUGUCUCCUUUCCCUGCUUCCCCUUGUCCCCUUCCCUGCUUCUCGGUGUCCCCUUCCUUGCUUCCCCAUGCCCCUUUCCCUGCUUCCCCCCAUCCCCUUCCCUUCUUCCCCCCAUCCCCUUUCCUGCUUCCCCCCAUCCCCUUUCCUGCUUCCCCCCAUCCCCUUCCCUGCUUCCCCAUGUCCCCUUCCCUGCUUCCCCAUGUCCCCUUCCCUACUUCCCCCCAUCCCUUUCCCUGCUUCCCCCCAUCCCGUUCCCUUCUUCACCCCAUCCCCUUCCCUGCUUCCCCCCAUCCCCUUCCUUGCUUCCCCAUGUCUUCUUCCUUGCUUCCCCCCAUCCCCUUCCCUGCUUUCCCAUGUCCCUUUCCCUGCUUCCCCCCAUCCCCUUCCCUUCUUCCCCCCGUCCCCUUCCCUGCUUCCCCAUGUCCCCUUCCCUGCUUCCCCAUGUCCCCUUCCCUGCUUCCCCCCAUCCCCUUCCCUGCUUCCCCAUGUCCCUUUCCCUCCUUCCCCCCAUCCCCUUCACUUCUUCCCCCCAUCCCCUUCCAUGCUUCCCCCCAUCCCCUUCCAAGCUUCCCCAUGUCCCCUUCCCUGCUUCCCCCCAUCCCCUUCCCUUCUUCCCCCCAUCCCCUUCCUUGCUUCCCCAUGUCCCCUUCCCUACUUCCCCAUGUCCCCUUCCCUGCUUCCCCCCAUCCCCUUCCCUUCUCCCUCCCAUCCCCUUCCUUGCUUCCCCCCAUCCCCUUCCCUGCUUCCCGGUGUACCCUUCCCUGCUUCCCCGUGUCCCCUUCCACAGCAAUCACACGCACCACUUGUCUGCUCUUCAUAUUCUCCCUUAGAUUCCUCUUCACAUGUUUUGCAGAACCCUGCUGCGAGGAGGACGAGGAGGAGCAGCCACACGUGGCGCUGGCAGCUUCCAUGGAGGGGCACACAGAGGAAGAGGGGGCCGAGGUGGAAAGGUGGGCAAGGUGGGGAGCAAGGUGGGGACAUGGGCCCAUGCAGGGCAGCACGGACGACGCCUCUCGUGCGGCUAAGGGUCAGGAGCAACAAGGGGCGUGGGCAGGAGGGGCAACAAAGGAGGAGGUUGAGUUACCAGAGGAGCCCGUAGUGCGCAUUCCAGCCAGCCGUUGCAUUGCCAUUCGUUGCCCGGAUGGCACUCGGCUGCAGUGUCAGUUCCGGGCCCAGGCACUCUCUCCACGUGGUGUCCCCAUCCUUCAAAACAACCUGCUUGCCACCCAUCCCGCGCCUGCGCACUGUCCUUCCUGCCAUGCUUGUUCCCUUGCUAUCCAACUCACUCCCUUGUUCUCCCACGCCCCACUCCCCACCCCCCCAGCUGCUGGAAAGCAGAUCUACGAUUGGAUCCGCCCCGAGGCGAACCCCUCGGCGCAGCGCCACGCCGGUUACGGAGCAGCAGCAGACCAUGGCGCACUUCGGCGGGUUCUGAGAGAUAGGGCGCGCAGCUGGCAGAACUGCGAGGCAGCCUCCUCUCGAGACUGCCUUCAGCCUCCCCUGCUGCCCCAUACCGUAUGCCAAACUGCGCCCGAUAAGGCACUGCAUUUGAUGUUGCCGCCCUCCUUGCGUGUAUGGAGGGAUUGGCAGCUGCAACGCGUGACAGCCAACACUGUGCAGGCAACUGUGUUGAAUCUGGAUCAUGGGGCAAAGGCAUUUGAAAUGAGUAGAGCUGUGUGGUGUGGUCAGUGCGGAGUGGCGUGGGAGGAAGGCGCAAGAAGGCAAGCACAGAGUGAAGAGGUCACGGCACGAUAUGGAGAUUGGCAGCAGGGAUUGACUUGUGGGUCGUUCUUUGUUUGGUGCCAAUGGUUUAUAGGCUGA